Mandrillus leucophaeus (drill) is the source of this 2684-nucleotide messenger RNA. It is a transcript of the gene TLR10, whose product is annotated as toll-like receptor 10. The record is from RefSeq and is a predicted model, not a curated record. Gene Ontology annotation, molecular function: Toll-like receptor 2 binding; lipopeptide binding; transmembrane signaling receptor activity. Bases 133 to 2568 code for a protein of 811 amino acids. Gene Ontology annotation, biological process: cellular response to bacterial lipopeptide; toll-like receptor signaling pathway; inflammatory response. Gene Ontology annotation, cellular component: membrane. Lineage: Eukaryota; Metazoa; Chordata; Mammalia; Primates; Cercopithecidae. The transcript has 2 exons.
AGCCAAUUCUGACCGUGUCAACGAGUCAUCCACACACCUGCAGCUCUGCUGAGACCGUGCAAGCCCCGGGGGUUUUGAGCUCAUCUUCAUCAUUCAUAUGAGGAAAUCAGUGGUAAAAUCCUUGGAAAUACAAUGAGACUCAUCAGAAACAUUUACAUAUUUUGUAGUAUUGUUAUGACAGUAGAGGGCGAGGCUCCAGAGCUGCCAGAAGAAAGGGAACUGUUGACCAACUGCUCCAACAUGUCUCUAAGAAAGGUUCCCGCAGACUUGACCCCAGCCACAACCACACUGGAUUUAUCCUAUAACCUCCUUUUUCAACUCCAGAGUUCAGAUUUUCAUUCUGUCUCCAAACUGAAAGUUUUGAUUCUACGCCAUAACAGAAUUCAACAUCUGAAUCUCAAAACCUUUGAAUUCAACAAGGAGUUAAGAUAUUUAGAUUUGUCUAAUAACAGACUGAAGAGCGUAACUUGGUAUUUACUGGCAGGUCUCAGGUAUUUAGAUCUUUCUUUUAAUGACUUUGACACCAUGCCUAUCUGUGAGGAAGCUGGCAACAUGUCACACCUGGAAAUCCUAGGUUUGAGUGGGGCAAAAAUACAAAAAUCAGAUUUCCAGAAAAUUGCUCAUCUACAUCUAAAUACUGUCUUCUUAGGAUUCAGAACUCUUUCUCAUUAUGAAGAAGGUAGCCUGCCCAUCUUAAACACGACAAAACUGCACAUUGUUUUACCAAUGGACACAAAUUUCUGGGUUCUUUUGCGUGAUGGAAUCAAGACUUCAAAAAUAUUAGAAAUGACAAAUAUAGAUGGCAAAAGCCAAUUUGUAAGUUAUGAAAUGCAACGAAAUAUUAGUUUAGAAAAUGCUAAGACAUCAGUUCUAUUACUUAAUAAAGUUGAUUUACUCUGGGACGACCUUUUCCAUAUCUUACAAUUUGUUUGGCAUACAUCAGUGGAACACUUUCAGAUCCAAAAUGUGACUUUUGGUGGUAAGGCUUAUCUUGACCACAAUUCAUUUGACUACUCAAAUACUGUAAUGAGAACUAUAAAACUGGAGCAUGUACAUUUCAGAGUGUUUUACAUUCAACAGGAUAACAUCUAUUUGCUUUUGACCAAAAUGGACAUAGAAAACCUGACAAUAUCAAAUGCACAAAUGCCACAUAUGCUUUUCCCUAAUUAUCCUACAAAAUUCCAAUAUUUAAAUUUUGCCAAUAAUAUCUUAACAGAUGAGUUGUUUAAAAGAACUAUCCAACUGCCUCACUUGAAAACUCUCAUUUUGAAUAGCAAUAAACUGGAGACACUUUCUUUAGUGAGUUGCUUUGCUAACAACACACCCUUGGAACACUUGGAUCUGAGUCAAAAUCUAUUACAACAUAAAAAUGAUGAAAAUUGCUCAUGGCCAGAAACUGUGGUCAACAUGAAUCUGUCAUACAAUAAAUUGUCUGAUUCUGUCUUCAGGUGCUUGCCCAAAGGUAUUCAAAUACUUGACCUAAAUAAUAACCAAAUCCAAACUGUACCUAAAGAGACUAUUCAUCUGAUGGCCUUACGAGAGCUAAAUAUUGCUUUUAAUUUCCUAACUGAUCUCCCUGGGUGCAGUCAUUUCAGUAGACUUUCAAUUCUGAACGUUGAAAUGAACUUAAUUCUCAGCCCAUCUCUGGAUUUUGUUCAGAGCUGCCAGGGAGUUAAGACUCUAAAUGCGGGAAGAAAUCCAUUCCGGUGUACUUGUGAAUUAAAAAAUUUCAUUCAGCUUGAAACAUAUUCAGAGGUCAUGAUGGUUGGAUGGUCAGAUUCUUACACCUGUGAAUACCCUUUAAACCUAAGGGGCACUCGGUUAAAAGAUGUUCAUCUCCCUGAAUUAUCUUGCAACACAGCUCUGUUGAUUGUCACCAUUGUGGUUAUCAUGCUAGUUCUGGGGUUGGCUGUGUCCUUCUGCUGUCUCCACUUUGAUCUGCCCUGGUAUUUCAGGAUGCUAGGUCAAUGCACACAAACAUGGCACAGGGUUAGGAAGACAACUCAAGAACAACUCAAGAGAAAUGUCCAAUUCCACGCAUUUAUUUCAUACAGUGAACAUGAUUCUCUGUGGGUGAAGAAUGAAUUGAUCCCCAAUCUAGAGAAAGAAGAUGGUUCUAUCUUGAUUUGCCUUUAUGAAAGAUACUUUGACCCUGGCAAGAGCAUUAGUGAAAAUAUUGUAAGCUUCAUUGAGAAAAGCUAUAAGUCCAUCUUUGUUUUGUCUCCCAACUUUGUCCAGAAUGAGUGGUGCCAUUUUGAAUUCUACUUUGCCCACCACAAUCUCUUCCAUGAAAAUUCUGAUCAUAUAAUUCUUAUCUUACUGGAACCCAUUCCAUUCUACUGCAUUCCCACAAGGUGUCAUAAACUGAAAACUCUCCUGGAAAAAAAAGCAUACUUGGAAUGGCCCAAGGAUAGGCGUAAAUGUGGGCUUUUCUGGGCAAACCUUCGAGUUGCUAUUAAUGUUAACAUAUCAGCCACCAGAGAAAUGUAUGAACUGCAGACAUUCACAGAGUUAAAUGAAGAGUCUCGAGGUUCUACAGUCUCUCUGAUGAGAACAGACUGCCUAUAAAAUCCCACAGCCCUAGGGAAGUUGGGGACCACACACUGUUGGGAUGUAAAUUGAUAUAACCUUUAUGAUGGCAGUUUGGCAAUAUUCAUUAAAAUAAAAAAUGGUUAUUCCCUUCA